Bufo bufo (common toad) is the source of this 2532-nucleotide messenger RNA. It is a transcript of the gene HOMER3, whose product is annotated as homer scaffold protein 3. Gene Ontology annotation, molecular function: G protein-coupled glutamate receptor binding. Bases 625 to 1698 code for a protein of 357 amino acids. The record is from RefSeq and is a predicted model, not a curated record. The transcript has 10 exons. Gene Ontology annotation, biological process: G protein-coupled glutamate receptor signaling pathway; regulation of store-operated calcium entry. NCBI's taxonomy places the organism in Eukaryota, Metazoa, Chordata, Amphibia, Anura, Bufonidae. Gene Ontology annotation, cellular component: plasma membrane; dendrite; cytoplasm.
AGCUGGAUGAGGGAGGACAACAAAGGGAAAAGGCAUCACUACAGGGAUCUUUGGGCACUGCCAGGGCACCGCGACCCCCUGCUGGCUAUCGUGCCAGCCUGGAAUACACAUCAGCAGGGACGGCUGUGGCCGCUCGGGGGACAUUUUAGCAGCGCCUCCUGGAUUGGGUAUGUUAGUCAGUGUCCUGCCCUGAUGGAUGCCACAGGAAAGUGACUGAAAGUUCUUGUGCCACACAAGGAGGCGGAGAAGGUGGCAGCUUCCCGGGCAGCAGCUGUGUCUGCUCAGUCCUGCUCGCUCAGCCCUUUGUGUCUGGAAAGAGAAAGGGCAGGGGGUGGUGGCUAUAAAGCAGCUAACGGGUCUGGGAAGUGGGACAUUGACAGGAAAUUUGGAGAGCAUCCGGCACCACAGAGAGAGGGAAGAAGGGACCGGAGGCAUGAGAGAGACGGACAUGGACACGGACCGCGCGAAAUGAAUAAUUUGGGCUCUGGGAAGGCCAGGCAUUGCCCUUGUGGAGCCUAAGGAAGGAGCUAUUGUAAUAUAUGCUGUGUGCACAUCUGUCAAGGAAGCGGCGACAUCUCUUACCUUCUUCUUUGUCAUUAUUCUUCCAUAACCUUUUCUUCACAAAUGUCUUCUACUACUAACAGGGAACAGCCCAUUUUUAGCACCAGAGCCCAUGUUUUUCAAAUUGAUCCUGUCACCAAAAAGAACUGGAUCCCAGCCAGCAAACAUGCCGCUACAGUAUCCUACUUCUUUGAUGCCACAAGAAAUGUGUAUCGGAUCAUUAGUGUGGGCGGCACCAAGGCUAUUAUCAACAGCACUAUUACUCCAAACAUGACCUUCACAAAGACGUCGCAGAAAUUUGGACAGUGGGCUGACAGCCGAGCAAACACUGUAUAUGGCUUGGGCUUUGCCUCAGAACAGAACUUGACACAGUUUGCAGAGAAGUUCCAGGAAGUGAGAGAGGCUGCCCGACUGGCAAGAGAGAAAUCUCAGGACAAAACCGAGCUGACAAAUCCAGCUCUCAAUAUCGCCGCACAGCAGAUAGUACCUUCUCCGAUCAUUAACAUCAAUGGACCAGGAGAUGAGAAGCUCUUCAGGAGCCAGAGUGCAGAGAUGGAGUUCAGUACAGAACGAGAACGGGUGAAGAAGAUGUUGUCAGAAGGAUCGGUGUGUGAGGUGCAGUGGGAAGCCGAGUUUUUCAGUCUUCAGGACAACAACAAUAAGUUGGUAGCUGCUUUGCGGGAAGCAAAUGCCAAUGUGGAGAAGUGGAAGAAGCAGCUGGCCGGAUAUCAGGAGGAGGCAGAAAAACUACGGCAAAGGGUUACGGAGCUGGAGAGCCAGUCUACAACGGUGCCUGCCACAGACCAGGAAAACGAACUUUCUGAACGCCUAAGAGAGCUCGAGAUGCAGCUUGCCAACAAAGAUGAGGAGAUCCUUCAGUUGAAAGGACAAAGACCUGACCUUACAGAGCUGGAGAGUGAAAGGGAUGAGCUACUACAGAAACUCCAAGAGCUGGAGGAUCGAAACCAAGAACUGGAGAAAGAGCUGCAGAAGGCAGAGCAGAGUUUGAACGAUACACACUUGGAAAGAGACAGGAUACGGGAAGAAAUCAGCAGAGCUGGGGAUGAGCUGGAUAUAAAAAUCUGUCAGCUUAAUGAAUUGCGUUUGGGGCUUUCCCAACUCCUAGAAGGAAACUGAAGACUGGAUGGAUGGCUUCUGAUUAAACUGCUGAUUAUGAUUGUAUAUCUAGUGGGAUUUGGGAUGGCAGCUGGACCAUUCCUAACUCCUAGUAAGAGACAGAUGAUCCUGGAGUACAAUAGUCACCACUUGUUAAUCUACAGUAUUUACUGGCUUUAUGUCUGUAAAUGUUAGCUGUCUCGCUCAGACAGCUGUAGAGGUAGAAAACCAGGUCCAAGUCCAGCCUAUUUACUUGCUAUUACCUAUACUUCUGCUGCAAUUCUAAUAGAAAAUAGAAGUUUCCCUUUCUCUGCAGUUUGUACUAAUUUCCAACCAGGAACAAAAGCCAUGAAACAAAACCAAAAGGAAUAUCUGAUGUAUGCCCAUGUAAUACAAUUACUAUUCCCUAUGGUGAGAGAUAUCAACAGAAUACAUUCACUGUGCAUUUCCACAUAAUAAACCAGCUUUAUAAGGUCAAAAACAACUUAGAACCCCACAAAAUCCGGGACCAGCUAUGUCAAUGCCUUAAAAAUAUAACUGGACUGUUACCAUUCUCUGACAAGGGGGACAUACAUAGACACAGGUAUUGUAUUCUAGCCAGUUUCAUUAAAGGUACUUAUCAAAUGGUAAAGGAUAAUGAUAUUGCCUACGCUAUAAUCAGACACACAUCUCAGUGGAUUUGACUUUCAGGGAUAAUCCGUUUUAGCUAGAAUAUGAAAUGCAGUGAAGAGAAUUAAAAAUGAUCAUACCGACAUUUUGGUUUUGAAAUAUUUGCAUAGCACAUGGCAUCACUUCUGGCUAGAACGCAGCUUACAUACAUUACAACCUACAGGGUGGGUGAUUUCAGGUAAUACA